This is a messenger RNA of Vigna unguiculata (cowpea), 2156 nucleotides long. RefSeq names its product N-acetyltransferase. Lineage: Eukaryota; Viridiplantae; Streptophyta; Magnoliopsida; Fabales; Fabaceae. Gene Ontology annotation, molecular function: acyltransferase activity, transferring groups other than amino-acyl groups. The record is from RefSeq and is a predicted model, not a curated record.
GCACGUUCUCGGCGCGCAGAGUCCCUCCAUCUUCGACUAUAAAAUGCGCUCACCUCUCUGUCUAGUCUCUUCGAAUCCAAACCAAAAACUCAAAAGCAGGAAGAGAGCAUGGCGCCAAAACGAAAACCUUCUUCUCCAAUCUCCAUCGGUAACUGCGAGGUUACUGUCGAGGCCACUCGUUUCACCUGUAACUCCGACUCAAACGUCGUCGUAAUCUCGCUUCCCCGAAGUGGAAAGGUCAAAGUGUCAGCCGCAGUUGUUGAAAACCGUGAAAACGCUUAUGAGGAUUUUAUAACCGGUGAUAAAGAGCAUGAGUUCGUGCUGGUUAAUCCUAAGGAUGCUGAUUCUGUUAGUAAAUCCUACCUUCAGGAAGUAUUACAAUUGUACAGGACUGAGCUACCUGGAAUGAAUUAUGCCGCAAAUACCGGAAAACAAUCCAAGUUUCUUGAGAGAUGUGUGACUAAUGGCAGGAAAUAUCGAACCCUACUGGUAAAGUCCACUCGUGUUGCAAAUUCAGGAAAGGUUAUAGCCGCAAUUACAUACCAAAUCAUCCCUGCAGAUACAGAAUUUGCAGAGGUCCCACUUGCAGCUGUCAAUGCAAUCCAUCAACGAAAGGGUUUUGGUCAUUUAUUGGUUCUGGAGCUACGGAAAAGACUUCAAAGUGUUGGCAUCCGUUCUAUUUUAUGCUGGGGAGACAAGGAAUCAGAAGGGUUUUGGCUUAAACAGGGUUUUGUAGAAAUAGCACAGGUGGAUACCAAAGGAAGGGCCCGCAGGUUACCUGUAAAAUCUGAUAUUCAGAAAUCAUUAUGCUUUCCUGGUGGUUCAACUCUCAUGGUUUGCAACGUAAUGAAAGAAUGCUUAGCCGAUGACGCUAACACUACAAAGUGUCUCCCUUCACAGUUUCAUCAGAAUUCCUUUACACCUGCCAUUGCUGAAGAUGAGCAGCUGAAGUUUUCGGGAUCGGACAGUCAUAAUCCUAAGAAAGGCUGUAGUAGCAUUGCUCCAUUUGCCCAAGUAAACGACGAUAGACAGUCCACUGGUGCAGAAAGUUCACAGGAUGGAAUUGGUGCUAAUGUGAAUUAUUGUUCUCAAUCUACAAAAGGUGCAAAGAGGACCUGGGAAGCCUCUUUAUCUUCAUUGAAGUCAAAAAGAGUGAAGGGGGGCCAGCUGGUUGGCUAUCAAUCAGGUUCUAGCUGCGGUUUUAUCUUAGAGACUGAUGAGGCCAAUUCCUGUUUUGUAGAGGCCCUUCACGAUCCUUCGAUUAUAGAUGGUUCUGAAAAAUGUGUCGAGAAUUGUUUACAUUUAGAAGCUCCUAUCAACAUAGAACCGCCAUCUACUAAACAAUGCUUUAGAAUUAUGUUGAUGAAUAUUGCUGAUGAUGCUAAGAAAACACAGCUCACAAAGGUGAUUGAAGACCUUGGUGGAACUGUAUCCACUUGUGGAAGUAUGACCACACACGUUGUCACAGGACAAGUGAGAAAAACUCUGAAUUUCUGUACCGCCCUUUGUUCAGGUGCUUGGGUGGUCUCAUCAAGUUGGUUAAAAGAAAGUUUUCGGGAAGGCAGAUUUGUUGAUGAACUGCCUCACAUACUGAACGAUCCGGAUUAUUCGCUGAAGUACAAAUGCGAUUUAAAGAGUGCAGUUUUACGGGCAAAAGCUAGCUCUCAUACACUGUUCAAGGGAUAUAAUAUAUGUAUUGCAGCUCAUGUUCAAACUCCCGCUAAAAUAUUGUCUGCAAUUGUCAUGUCCGCAGGUGGUAAUGUGAUUAGUAGAGUGGAGAAAGUAAAAGAAACAUCAACAACAAUCUUUGUGACAGGCGAGGAAGAUACGGAAGAAGCAAUGAUAGCUGCAAAGAAAGGGAUCCGGACUUUCAGUUGCGAUUGGUUUAUGAACUGUGUCAUGAGACAAGAACUUGACUUGGAAGCCCCCCAGUUUGCUGAAUCCUUAUAAGUAUGUCACAUGCUUUUAUCUUGUACAUAACAAUCUCUUAUUUUUGGACUCUUUCCAUUUCAGUCAUAUAAAUAUCAUUAGGUUUAACGCAUACCUUAGAUAACUCGUUGAGUUAGGGUUAGAUUGCUAAGGAAUUCUUGUCAUGGGCAAUUACACUAUUUUUACACCUUUUGGUUUAAAUCUACUUUUUGAUUAUAUUUUAUCUA